GGUCCAAAACAUCUUGGAGCAUGUUGGUACUCCACAUUUGUCCCUGAAAAGUUCUACAAGAUGCACACCCUGGAAUCAUGGAGCCAUGAUGUGCAUCCUUUUGGUAGACUGAUCAUCAAUGUGCCUUUUAAUGUAAAGGUUGUUCCUGUCAAUGCAGAAGAGUUUCCAUUUCAAGACAAGGCAUUCCUGGCCCUGUACGCAGACACAGAGAAGGGGCAUGCCAUGAUUGAUGUCAUCCAAUGGAAUCAGUUCUUUAAAUGCCACGUGGAAGUUCGAGAUCACGAAAAGGAACUUCUCUUCAAUGGCAUGAUAACGGAGGACGGUCACAAGGCAUUUCAACACAAGAAUAUCCCACUAGAGUGUCUCAUACAGGUUCCUGUAAAAUUUGGUGUGAGUCUCCACGUUCAGGAGGAAGGAAAUGCAGAUGUAGAAGACAUGGAAUGUCACCAGGUUCACAUAAACACACAGAAUGGAGACACCUUACUCAAAAAUUUAAAAUGUGGAACAGUUCAUGCACAUAGCUGGACUGGGAACAUCAAAUGUGUGUCUUCACUUCAGGGCAACAUAGAGCUCAAGACAGGGAAUGGAGGGGCCAUCAAAGCAGACAAACUUCAGGGUCAACAUGUUCAGUGUAAAACGCAGGAUGGCACCAUCCAGGUCAAAUCAGUCUAUGCAGACGAUGCCAACUUCUGGUCGCAAAGUGGCGCCAUCUAUCUUGGCAGUGUACAUGGAAGCACUGUAGUAGACGUACACAAUAAGGGAGAUGUUAAAAUUGAUUCUCUGGAUGGCAGCUUGAAUGCCCUUAUGAAAGAAGGUAAUCUUGCUGCCCACAUCACCAGACAUGAAGAGGUAACAGUAAGGACAGGCAAAGGUGACAUCUCUUUAGACCUUCCUGUCAGUGCUAACACCAGUCUAGAGUUGUUGGGGAGUCAGGUGGAGGUGGAUAAGGCACUCUCUGUGGAGAACGUGGAGGAAAAAAAGGAAGGAAAUCUGACAAAAUUUACAGGCAAGAUGAACUCCAGUGGAAAAGGCAGUGUCAAGUCAGAAGCACGCGAUGGGAAAAUUGUUGUCACUGCUAAAGAUUGGUUUGAAUCCCUCAAUCUGAGUAAAAAGUGAACACAUAUAAAAUUAUCCACUCGCUCAAUGUAGGAUCACAUUGAAAGUAGUGUGGAAUUUAUUCUGAUGGGAACUCUUUUGAGAUUAGAACUAUUAUUGCCAGAAAUAAUGUUUUCAGUCAAAAGGGAUGAAUUCAGAGAGGGUUUAGGAAUUACUUGUAGUUUGAAUCUUCCCUGAAUAAGGUUUUAAGUAUAAAAUAUUGUUUGUUUAUUUAUUUUUCUACUUUCUUAUAAAAACAAAUCCCAAUUUAUUAAAACCAAAUUAUGGAGAUUUUGCAGCAAUGGACAUGGGGUGUCAAACAGAGCCGUUUAUCUAGAAGCCCCAGAAUCGGCCCCUGCUAGAUUUUUCUGUCUGAUUGAAUCUUUUUGCUGCUAGAACAUCUUGAUAUUUGUACCAAAAUCAAAUCUAAAAAGGCAGAAGUCACAGCAUGCAGAUGUAUAUAGACCAUUCUAUCAGAACCUGGCAGUUUUUUUAUGAGUGUACUCUGGGUAUUUAAAUAUCUUGAAUAACAUGAGCCAAAACAUGUAGACCAUUUUAUCAGGUCCUGGUGGGUAACAAGUGUGCACUUAAUAUCUAAUUGUUUUGUUUUUUAACUCUGUAUCCCAGAAAAAAAUGUGUUUGAUAGACAACAGUUAUCUCAGGUUUUAUCUGUCUAAUUACUUCAAAUACACUCCAAAACAGAGUAUCGGGAUAGGAUGUAUAGAUGUAUGAGACAAUACUAGUAUGUAUGCUGGCAGAAAAUAUCUGAAAGAUGACCUGGUUGGUGUGCCUGAAAUGAGAAAUGCACUGCAAUACAAUGAAACACGGUACAAUACACUAGAAAAAAAGGAGUCCAGUCACAAGUUAACACAGGAAACAUUCUUUCCCAACAAAAUAGGGUGAUAUAAAAGAAUUAAUUGGUAGGUAAUUAAUAUUUUUGAUAAAACCUAACAUAUUGGCAUGACUUGAUUAUCGUUGGGCCGCAUGCCAUGUUAGCAAGUGGCUAUUUUUGACAAUAUGGCAGAUGACCUGAUGAUAAAUAAUGCCAAAUGGUGCAUAUUUUUGUGUGCAGUAUUGUAGUGUAUUGCACAUUUUUGGCACACCCCCUAAUCAUUGAUAUUUUGAGAUAAUUUUUAAAUGGUAAAGCUGUCCAAAAAUUUUGUUGGUUUUAUUGGCAAGAAAGUAUAUAUUGGACUUGGUAAAUGAUUAUGAUUUAUUAUAAAUCUAUUAUUUAUUCUUGUGUGAGUGUGACUGUUUCAAUUGAAAUCAAUCCUAGAUCCAGAAAUUAUACCUUUUUUAUUGGCAUAUCAUGAUAUUUUUAGUGAGAAUUGGAGAUGGGUUUGCCUACUAUGCUAUAAUUGUUUGGUAACAGGUGGACCAUAAUAUUAUACAUUAUUUUGUCGUUAAUGUGCAAGCAA
Lingula anatina is the source of this 2513-nucleotide messenger RNA. RefSeq lists its product as uncharacterized. The record is from RefSeq and is a predicted model, not a curated record. NCBI's taxonomy places the organism in Eukaryota, Metazoa, Brachiopoda, Lingulata, Lingulida, Lingulidae.